Messenger RNA from Aspergillus heteromorphus CBS 117.55, 576 nucleotides. RefSeq lists its product as uncharacterized. Gene Ontology annotation, biological process: regulation of cellular respiration. Lineage: Eukaryota; Fungi; Ascomycota; Eurotiomycetes; Eurotiales; Aspergillaceae. The annotation marks the transcript as partial. The transcript has 2 exons. The record is from RefSeq and is a predicted model, not a curated record.
AUACCCAAAUUCGACGAUCGAUUUGCACGUCAGAACCGCUGCGAGCCUCCACCAGAGUUUCCUCUGGCUUCACCCUAUUCAGGCAUAGUUCACCAUCUUUCGGGUCCCCACAUUUACGCUCUUACUCAAAUCCAUCCGAAGACAUCAGGAUCGGUCGAUGGUGCGCCCCACGAGGGGGCUCCCACCUCCGUUCGCUUUCACUUCGCGCACGGGUUUGACACCCGAACACUCGCCGUCCGAGCCGAAGCGCGUUCCUCGGUCCGGGCUGGCCGCAUUGCACCCCUGGCUAUAAGGUGCCCCGGAGGGCACUACAUUCCAGGGGCCUUUGACCGGCCGCCCAAACCGACGCUGGCCCGCCCACGGGGAAGUACACCGGCACGAAUGCCGGCUGAACCCCGCGGGCGAGUCUGGUCGCAAGCGCUUCCCUUUCAACAAUUUCACGUGCUGUUUAACUCUCUUUUCAAAGUGCUUUUCAUCUUUCGAUCACUCUACUUGUGCGCUAUCGGUCUCCGGCCAGUAUUUAGCUUUAGAUGAAAUUUACCACCCAUUUAGAGCUGCAUUCCCAAACAACUCGAC